Molecule: messenger RNA, 11040 nt
Organism: Sabethes cyaneus
Lineage: Eukaryota; Metazoa; Arthropoda; Insecta; Diptera; Culicidae
Gene: Wdr62
Exons: 16
Coding region: 2056-9090 (2344 amino acids)
Biological process (GO): regulation of mitotic cell cycle; mitotic spindle organization
Cellular component (GO): mitotic spindle
Molecular function (GO): protein binding
Source: RefSeq, a predicted model, not a curated record
GAUUUAGGAUUUACCUGGCUAAAGAAAAUUGCAGUAGCCAUCAAAUAAACUCAAGAAAAAAACCUAAAAAACGCCAGCUAGUUGGUGGUAUGUCUGGAUGGCAAAUUGGCAUUUUGCUGCGGUUGAUUGUGAUUUAAGAGAGCAAAGAGGAAUUAACAGUUAACUGAGUGUUGUUUUGGGCAAAAUUUCUUGAAGCCUUUGGGACAUAUUUUGUUCCAAACAAGUUACCUGUGUUCUUGUGUUGUUAAUUUUCUUUAUACCUACAUAGAGAAUGUGGUCAAAAGAAACGCUUGUGCAUUGUUUCUUCCGGUCGUCGUCGUGAUGGUGGCAGUACAGUAGUGAAUUAUUGGGAAAAAAUCAAUCGCCCCCGAAUCGAGCCUUUUCUUUCGACGACGAAGUUGUUAAUAAUUAUUAGAAUCUCUUUUGGGUCGAAAAAAAAUCGGCCAGAGAAAGCAUUCGAAGGUGCAGGGCAAGUGGUAAUGGAAUGAUUAGAAAAUUGGUUAAUGUGAAAAUAGAUCAUCCGGUUUAGUUGGAUACGGAGAAUAGAUAAAUUUAAACUCGUAAUCUGCAGCAGGUGUGUAUUAUGUGUGCAAGUGACGACAAUAGAUGUGUUUAUGGGUAAGAUUGUGAAAGAAAAUCGAAAGUGACGACCCCGUUGUUGGCUUGAACUUGAUAACGAUAGGAGCUAGUGACCACCUUAUCAAUACCGAGUGAGAAAGAGUGUGUGUGUGGGUGCGAAGGAGCGCAAGAAGAAAACAUCACGUGAAGUUCAGUGUCCUUAGCCAGCCGACGAAAUUCUGCUUGUGUUAAGAAUCAAAUUAGACAACAGCCAGUAGAGCACCAGCAGGUAUACGAUUGCAAAUGGACGCAUCCGUAAGGCUCACCUGACGGUAUAUUAAUAAGCUGCUGUGGGCAAGCGGAGGUACAAACAACAGCGCAAAAGAAGAGCACACAGCACACUCGUUCUUGGAACUUACGCAUACAACCGCACACGCGGAUGUUAGAGGCUUUUCACUUACUUCCACCGUCGGAUUGUGGUGGCUCAUCAAGAAAGACAGAAUCGGACCCAAGAAACGGUUGACAAGCAAAACCUGAUCACGUCCGGAUCACAAAACCGGUGUAUUUUCAAUUCGCAGUAGCAGCCAGUCAGCCAGCACAAGCAGCAGAUCACCACUCCGACGACGUGUCUCGCGCAGUCAAUCGGUGAUUCUCGUCGGGAAUAGAGGCAGCAAAACAGAAGUUUUGCGGUGCAGUGAGUGAGUGAGUGUUGCGUUAGAGGCCUUCGUCGUAACGUACGUACCGCUAGCCAGUUUUUUCGUUCAUUUCCUGUGAAACUUCGAAAUCGAGUGCGCGCGGGGUCUGUGCCUCACUUCGUCGCCACACACAAAUGGGUAAAACCUACCGUCCCACUUGGAAAAGGUGACAGCGCGCGAUCGAGCCGCUCAUCCGAACGACGACGUGUUGAUUCGCCGGCGUAGUUUUGGGAGGCGCCCGUUGCCUCUGGCUAUGGUGGAAACAAUGUAAACAGAACAACCAGUGCAGUGGUGAACGAAUAAUUUUUGCUUUUUCUUUUCCGUUGCUUGAUCGCUGCGAAACACGAAGCAAAAUGAAUGCAUAAAUUGGCCGUAAUGGCACUAGCCGCGAAGAAGUGCGAUACAACUUGAAAUUUAAAUUUUCGCGACUCCCUGGGUGAAUCCGUUUGUGUCUUCUUUUCGCCUGACGGAAACCCAACACGCGAUAAAAGCCGGUGUGGAAAAAGGAAAAAAUUAGCGGAAAAUGUUACUCUACUUUUAGGCCGGCCGCUGUAUAUGGAUGUGCAUUAUUGUGCCGACCGUUGGAAGUUUUGUGCGAGCGAGAUUGUGCUUGCCGAGUAAGAGUAAGAUAGUGAGAAGAAUGCGCUCUGGCAGUGAGAGCGGAGGUGACCGAGAGCUUUAAAACGAAGAGAAAACUGACCGUGUGAGAGAAGUUACUGCUUCGGGCGGUCUGUGGUGAAUAUCAAGGCACGCAAACUGAGCGUGGUGAAUAAGCGUACAAGCUAAGCCACCGACGACUACGAUGAAUCCGUACGCCGAGCAUAACGUCAUCCGAGCGCCAUCUCUGAAGCGAGGAAAGAACGACGAAGGACUUAACAAUCGGAUAAAGUUAAAAAAGAUCCUUGGACUAACAGUGUGCAGCAACGCAGGCUUAGAUGUCUCUUCGACGACUGGUGUCUUGGCCUAUCCAGCAGGAUGCACUGUAGUCCUGUUCAACUCGAAGAAGUUGACACAAACAUUUUUGCUAAACACAGCGAAGAAAGCCAUCACAGCCGUUGCAUACUCGCAGUGCGGUCGCUAUCUGGCCACGGGUGAAUGUGGUCACAAUCCUUCCAUCAAGGUAUGGGAGCUGGAUGUGAAUGGAAAUGCCAACUACGAGAACGGAGCGGCCGGCAAUAUCGUGGCGGAAUUCUCCGGCCACAAGUACGCGGUCAGCUGCGUGGCAUUUUCGCCCACCGGAAAGUAUCUUGUUUCGGUGGGCUCACAGCACGAUAAUGUGGUUAACGUGUUUGAUUGGAAAGCCAAUCUGAAGAUAGCGUCGAACAAAGUCAGCGCGAAGGUCGUCGCUGUGAGCUUCAGUGAAGAUGCCAAUUAUUUUGUAACGGUAGGAAAUAGGCACGUCAAGUACUGGUACUUGGAAGGUAGCAGAAAGUACAAGGAACCGAUUCCAUUGAUGGGACGGAGUGCUAUUCUGGGAGAGCUGCGGAACAAUGACUUUUGUGCGGUUGCCUGCGGCAAGGGUGAAAUGGCGGACAGUACGUACGCGAUAACACGAAACGGACAUCUUGUGGAGUUCAACGCACGACGACUGCUGGAUAAGUGGGUAAUGUGUAGGACGAAUGCGGCCAACUGUAUGGUCACCAGUACAAAAUAUAUCUUAGUAGGAUGCGCGGAAGCCAUCAUUAGGGUAUUCAACGCGGAAACCUUAGAGUAUAUAACGACACUUCCGCGGACGCACUUUCUGGGCGUGGACGUAGCCCAGGGCAUCCACAUCAACCACAUGAUGACGACGCCACAAAAUGCCAAAUACCCGGACACGAUUGCGAUCGUGUACGAUGAAAACCGGUCGAAGGUGACGUCCGUGUAUAACGAUCACAGUCUGUACAUCUGGGAUCUGCGUGACAUCCGGCGGGUGGGUAAGAGCCACUCGUUCCUUUACCAUUCGGCGUGCAUCUGGGGUGUUGAAACCGUGCCAUUUAGCUAUCUAAAGCACAACGUGUCGGAUACGCUGCCAUCGGAUAGUUUUCUGACUUGCUCGUCGGACGACACGAUUCGGGUGUGGGACAUCGAUAACGGCGAGAGCAACGAUGUAUACCGGAAGAACAUCUACAGUAAAGAGCUUAUGAAGGUGAUUUACAUCGACGAGGAGUUGAACUUCAUUAAAGAUGUAGACAAUCCGAUUCACAAUACGGAGAAAAAUUCCAGCUACGAUGGAAGAAACGGAGUACGAUGUAUCAAAAUCAAUCCGGCCAACAGCCAGCUAGCUACGGGCGAUAGAAGCGGCAACAUUCGAAUCUAUAAUCUCAGUAAUCUUAAGUUGAUCACCACAAUCGAAGCGCAUGAUUCGGAGGUGUUGUGUCUGGAGUACACGAAUGAGAAAAUCGAACGGAAGCUGCUAGCCAGCGCAAGCAGAGAUAGGUUGAUUCACAUUUUCGAUUGCGAAGCGGGUUACAGGAUCUUACAAACGUUGGAUGACCAUUCGAGCAGUAUUACUUCGGUUCGGUUCAUUGGCGUAGGCAAGCAGUUCCAGAUGGUGUCCUGUGGUGCCGACAAAUCCAUCAUCUUCCGCAACUUCCAGAACAAUGUCUUUCUACGGGGUAACAAUUGUUCCGGUAAAAAUACGCUUUACGACAUGGAAGUAGAUAGUAAUUAUAAGCACAUUUUGACCGCAUGUCAGGACCGAAAUAUUCGGGUGUAUAGCACGCAAAAUGCGAAGCAUACAAAGACCUUCAAAGGUUCUCAUUCCGACGAAGGUAGUCUGAUCAAGGUUAGUCUUGAUUUGAGCGGCAUCUACAUUGCUACUUCCUGCACUGACAAAACCCUCAGCGUUUACGAUUACUACUCGAAUGAGUGUAUGGCACGAAUGUACGGUCAUAGUGAGUUGGUAACCGGACUGAAGUUCACCAACGAUUGCAAACACCUCAUCUCUGCCAGUGGUGACGGAUGUGUCUUUAUCUGGCAAGUGCCACAUGACAUGAUCGUAACGAUGCAAGCUCGACUUUCGCAGCAAGCUCUGCGGUCUGGUCAUCAGCCAAUCCCACGGCCUCUCUCCAAUCCUUUCACAGACGCUAUUCUGGAGCAUCAUCAGCCAAAUAACGAACAAUACGGAUCACCACCGAACAAUCUGUUCAUCGAAGAUGCUCCCGUUACACCAGGUUAUCGAUUCUCCGAUGUAGGCCAACUUCCCCAGUGGGCUAAACGGAAGCCUACCGAAGAUCAGUCCAAUUCUCCCGUUCUGGGCAGCAGUCCAAGUCAACAGCAAAAUUUCGGAGGACCACCGAAACCUCGUGGUCGAUGGGGACAAAAAGGUCAAUUCGACGAAGCUUUAGAUCUGCGAAACAUCGUUGAGAGUCCCAUGAACGUAACUUUCAACUAUGACAAGGCAGGAAUGCAUCACGCCAAUAACAAUAACACGCCGACGUCGGGUUACAAUAGUGGUAGCUCAAAAGACGUCUAUAGCAAUGCCUAUCUGAGUGAGGACAGUUCAAUUGACAGUGGUCGAGAAAACCGGAGGGAUAUUACUCUUUUGCACAAGAAGAUAUCCGAAACCAAGGCACUGAAUUCGCUGAAUUCUGAGUCUAACACGGAGCAUGACGGCGAUGUUGAGGACAUUUCCGAUGGUGAACGAACCAGUUCCGAGCACGGAAUGGUAUACUACCCGACAGCGGCGCCUUCAACGCCAACAGAUUUCAAAAUCAACGAAAUCGACGUCAACGAAUUGCGCAAAUCAAUCCGACGGCAAAAGAUGGAGAAGCAAGGUCUCAGUAUUGCUACGCAGCUGCAGCUGCAAAGUGCAGCUUCAACGGGAACUGGUACCGGCACGUCGGACGACGAGGAUGAAGGUUCUACACCGAGCGGUGACAAUGCCGAUCGUUCUCUAGCGUCAACGCUUGGUGGUAGCUCGGAAAGUAUACCCCAGCAAACGUCUUCCACUUUCCUGCAGGCGGCACUGGAUGGACCGGCUAGUCUUUCCGAUAAGGAACGUGUUCAAAGCCGUAAAAGCAUCAGCGCGAUGCACAAUAAUGAUGCCAAAAUUACCACCAGUAUCUCCAAAUCGUACGCCAACAAUAAAAAGGAGGAGCUAAUGAAGGUCAUUAACGAGGCCAAAGCAAAGCUGGAGAAUGGGAUUCUAAUUCAUAGUAAGCGUGGCGUAAAAUAUUCACUAAAUGUAGUUCAUUCUAAGGUUGGUUACCGAUCUGGUCUCCGCGCUAGUCAGAGUAUUUCCGAUCUAAGUCAUACGAUGGGCGGUGGCAGUCCCGGAGGAGUCGGCCGGCUGCAAAGGAUAGGUGACUCAUCUUAUUCCUACCGUAACUAUCCUCCACCUUCUUCUGUGUCGGCAAAUCAUAACUAUCUAAACUGUGCUGCCCCUCGAUCUCGUCUAGUUCAGAAUUGUGCCAUGAUCAACCAAUUUCAGCAAGAGUUACCACCAUAUCCUAAAAACUUGGGCAUCUAUUCGAAGCAGGACGAGGACGACAGCGAAGAGGAAACGAUGAUCCGACCGGACAAACUUGAGCUUCCAGAACUUCCACCGGUUCCAGCGGAUAAACUCCGUAAGCAUCCCGGAAUCCUCAAAAACUAUAAAUCCUGUCCGGUGUCACCGGUUCACGAGGAACAGGAAUGGAGUAUGCUGUCCAACCAGGAUGGCGAAUCCGGACCCUCGGAACGCCAAACUCGACAUUCGUCAAUGUACUAUGAAGAUGCCAAAACAAUCCUAGACAUGAUUCACUCGGACACGGAAAAGAUGAUUCAGGAAAUUACCAGCAAGUACGGUGAUUUGGAUGAUUAUCAACCGAAGGCAUCUACGCAUGAAACGAAGCUGCCUAUUGUUACUCCUAGCCGUAGUGAAUCCAAAUGCUUGGAAGUAGUGAUUGGCAAAUCUCCCAAAGAGGCCAAAAGCACAGCUCGGAAAGAAAGAAACGAACACGGAUUUCUCUCCGAGGAUGAUCCUAAUUUUAGCUCCGAUUCCCUCGAGGAUUGUAGCUUAGACUUAGAUAUAGACAAGACUGAUCAAGGUAGAACUAAACGUAACACUUGUGCCAAACACCAAAAAUUGUUGCAUCGACCGAUCGAUUCACUGCCCAAACGUUCCGUCUCGGAGUACUUCAUCUACGAUGACUUCCAACCGAUGCCGUACCGAAAUGUUUCCCUUUCCGAUAUACUAGACGAAGACAAACGGAGUCCUGAUAGUCGAUUUUUGGAAACCCAGCGUCACUCCAGUGCCAGCUUCUUUCUUGGACAACAGUACCCGGAUCGGAAAAGUCAGGAAAGUAUUUUGUCGGAUGAUUUUGGAAGUGGCGGUGUCAGUUAUUGUAACAGUAUGGAAAGUAUUCUGUCGGACGAUUCCGAGUGUAAAAGUGCUCCGCUGGAAGUGCUUUUCGAACGGAUCAAGCGGGACCGGAGUUAUUGUGCCAAUCAGGAUGCUUACAAAAUCGAUACCGGUGGAAAUUCGAAGUCGUACGGUUCAAGUCCUAACGCUGGGAGUUGUUUUGACUACUACAUGCAAAAUCAGUAUUUUAAUCGAGAUAUUCCUGACAGUUACGGGUAUGAGAUUUUGGAGCCUAGCAGCAGAAUUUGCGACGCACGAUCGCCACAACAUAGACGACUGGGUGUCCCCGGGAUGCCGACCUCCGUCAGUUACCCACGGUUCAUGUCCAGUUCUGCUAUGGCGGCCACGGCUGAAGAAUUCGGCGAGGAAGAUUUUAUUCCAUCCUUAACCUCGAAAGCUGCCCAAUACGGUGGGGGAAUGGUAAAAAGCUUAAGUAAAGAUUUUGCGAAUCAAAGAAAACAAAUGAACUCGAAUCCGAUGUACAACUGUGAAGGAAACGAGCUGUUCGUUCGGAAAACAGUUAACGCUACGAAUCAAAUCACCCGGUCGGACAUUUUCGGAAACGAAUCGUCGGUUUAUGUAAUGAAGAAGUCGUGCAGCUUCGAAAUCGAAAUGGGUGGACGAAGAAUCGGUCGAAAUUCGAAAAAGUUCGAGCAGAAUCUGCAGCGUUUCGAGCAGGAACGUCAGCUGCAAUCGGAACGAUACCGGUUGGGUGGAACACUGGAAAUGGAUUAUGUACCGCACAAACCUCCGGUAGCACACCGGCGAUCGGCAAGCAUGAAGGGUCGUGGUCGAGUGCGAUCCAAGGAGAAAUUUAAUACCAUUAUUGGGGGACAGCUGUCCAGCUCGGCACACGAGGAUAAUAGGCUGCGUGACUUCGUUAACAAGGAUUAUAUGCUGAGGGAUCCGUUGUGCGUCGCUAGUUGUUCCAAGAUUAACACUGUGGAAACGGGAGAUGAAAAGAGUUUUGAAAUUUACGUUGCGGAGAAAGGAGUUAGCGAGAAUGAUAAUCUGGACAGUUUGGAGUUGCUGUCGAAGCCGGAUUUGAGGAAGCAAAAUUCCUUGGACUCAUUAGACGAUGAUCGCCAGCAGUUGCCAGAUUGUAAAGGCUCUCCUGUUAAAGCUGUAACCGAAAUGGAUAAGUUGAUUGAUCUUAAUUUACUUUCGUCGGUGGAAUAUAAUAAAUUUUUGGAUAUCGAAAAGAAAAUCGAUAUAAUAAAUAAACUGGUCGAAAUGGAAGAGCGCAAGCUGGAGCAAGAGCGAAUGGCAAAGGAAAACCGCAUGAAACCGUUCGAGUGUGAUUCGCGCCAGAAGGGAUACGUGAAGAGUUUGACGGAAAAUUUCGACAAACUAGCGAAGGACGCCCAAGAGGAGCUGGAAAACGAAAAGAACUGGCACUUUGCGCACACCGCGAAAAUGAAGCGCAAUUUCAGCCUGCCGGAUGUGCUGGAAGGUGCCAAAUUUCAGUCGAUAGAUUUCCAAGAUUCGGAAAAUCUCUUCAAGCAAAAGGACGAGGAUGAACUGUCGGAGAAGGAUGAGCACUCGCUGGGCUACACGGAGGGUGAAGGCGGUAAUCCCCGAAGCUUAAUCUCUGCGCAAGAUAGUGAUGAGUCAUCGAUUAGACGUGCUUGCUCGCUUAGCGAUUUGAGUAUGGGAAAAGCCUCUAACUAUAAGCCAGUACCUAGCAGCCGCAGCAACGUCCAGCAGCGAAACGUUCCCAAGCGAAGCACGUCUUCGGUCGGCAAAGGUGGCGCCUCUCUAUCGGCCGGCAUGGGAGUAAGAAGCGUUUCGGUGGGCAUGUUGAAUCAAGCGAGUGAUUCUGAACCCGAACCUUCGGCAGUGACCCGGGGAGGGCUGAUGAAGCCCACCAUCAGUUCGCAGAACAAAGUCAACGGAACAGGCAACACCGGAAAGUACAUUAAUCCCCGCAGCGCUGCCGGUAUCAUUAACCGACGCAAAGGUUUGCAAAAUGCUUACAGCAGUGUGAAUAUUGCAUCCGCUACCCAGGACGAAUCCAGUUCGGAGGAAUCACCAACCAGCACCGUUAGUACCGUACCAGCCAAGCCGGCCGUUCCGCCCCGUCCACGCAGUAUCGCUUUGGAACACAAACGAAUAGCGAACGUGAAUGCCAGUUUGAAUGCGAAGAAAGCACCGAACAGCAACAUGGAGAUGGAAAGCAUGAUCAAGGACGGCGACUUGGACAACGCCGACUUGACCAAUCAACUCUGCUCCAACAUUAUAAAUCAACUGGUACAAACGACGACAUCGGUAAUUCAGCUGCACCAGCGGCUCAAGUCGAAUGAUGAAUCCGGCGGCGGCAGUGGCAGAAACAAUUCGCUCAUGAUCAAAGAACUGGAGAAUGCCGUCAUAAUGACGCAAAAUAUGCUAACGAAGGUGACAAACAGAAGCAACAUCGGCGACAGCAUCAACCUGAACAACAGCACCAGCAUGUACGAGAAAUGCAACGACAUCCUCAAUCAGGUCCAGAAGCACGUAAACAACAGCGGCUGAUGACAGCAGCAACAUCAACAUCAGCGUUCGCAGCAGGCGGCGGGUUAUCAAUGGCCCCUGCUGACUAUUGUAUAGAGUGAAGUUUUGUUUGUUUAUUCAUCGAGAAAGUGUAGGUUUUAGAAGAAUUUUUCGUGUGAUACGAUUGAUUGUGAAUGUGCGUAACAUCGGUGUAUCGAAAGGAACAGGAAAGUUUACCAGUUUACUGUAUACCCCCGCCAGGAACAGGACACACCUAACAAACUAUGUAACCAGAUCAGCUUUAACGCCCAGCGCGAAACGAAUGUUUUUGAUGGAAUUGUUAAAACCCGAAAAAGGAAAAGCGCGUGAAUGUGAUUAGUUUUUGUCACUAUCGUUGGUAUUAUCGUUGCCAAUAGGCAAUAAGGUAAGGUAGAAUAAACAGUCGAACUAAACAUAUGAAAUGUGCUUAAUUCAAUUACGUAACAGAAAAACAACAGUUGAAAACAGAAUCAUAUUUCGUCCAAUUUAGUUGGUAGUUAAUUUUAUACGGUUUUUAAUGAUAGUAAAAAGAUCAUGAAAUGUUUAUGUUCUUCACUCUCCCAUGCGGAGUGAAAGGUUUUGAGAAAGGAAAACGCCAUAUCUAGAUUUGUUAGUUGAGAAUGUAUUUUUUCGUUAAACACCAGUUCUAGGAGUCAUUGAUAGGUUAAUCAUUUUAGCGUUUUGGACCUUUCAUAACGUUCUGAAGAAAGGAAAAUAUUUUUACUGUUAGAUAAACUCUUGGUUGUACCGAAGAGGGAUCCACGUUUACAUUCUACAUAAAGUCAAGUGUUUCGUUUCUAAAUUCUAGUUUAUCAAUUUUCGGACGUUUGCCAUUCUUCGUAGUUAUGUUAAACUGAUUUUCCUUUAGUCAAAGGCUUUAAUAGAAAGCUUGAUUCCACCAACUAAGCGAUAUCUGGCACCUGUAAUGCCAGAAAUCGGCCGUUUUGUUAAAUUGUCCUUUUACUAGUUGCAAGGCAUAGCUGUAUAGAGUAGGUUCUAAUGUUCCAUCAAACUCGUUUAACAAAUUCUAGUACUUUAAAUAGUAACGCAUUGAAUAAUCACUUAAUACCUAUUAAAUCAUAUUGAUUUAUCCUACUAAAUGUAAGCAAAGUUUUAAGACAAACCAUUUAAGUCCUGUAGCACUUUCUCUCUUUUAUACCUUUCGUUCAGAAUGGAGUUCUGUGUCUGACAGUGUCGAAAUAAUAUCAUUCAAUAUAAAAUGAAAAUGUGACAGAGAACAAAAAUCAAAUAUAUGCCAACAGUUGUUGAGGAACUUUUUCAAUUGCAAGCGAUAGGCAACAAAACGAAACAAACCACAAACAAACACACACAACACACACAAAGGAAACCUCAAAUCAGCAACAAGUCGAUAAAAGUAGAAAUAAAACGACAACCGUGCAGCUGAAGCAAAAGAUCAGCGAUUUCACUAGUAGAAAAAGAGAAACUUUGCUUUCAUCUCAACCUCAGGCUCAUCCUAACAUUGUGCUGUAUACUCAACUAAACUAAAUAAAAGGCAAAUAAAACUUACACCUCUUGUAACUAACACAGAAAAUAUGAAAUCAAUUAACAAUGAUUAGGCUAUUAUUAACGUACAGUUCAUCUAGCUUUGUACCACUAAGUCUAAUUUAAUCUAAUAAUUCUGACUAUAAUGCUCGAGUUCAAAUAUGAGUUGAAAGGAUUGAGGACUUGAAGAUCAGUAACGUAAAGGAAUUUGUUUCGGCAGUUAGUUGUUAACAUGGAUGAGCAGGUACAUUUGCGCAAACCAGAAGGUUCGCCAAAUUGAUGUCAACCGUAAGAUUUGAAGCGAUGGAAAUACUUACCCGGAAGUAAACUACUGUGUAUUUAAGUGUAGAUUUAUUCCUCUGAUAAUUGUGUCCAAGGCAAACAGAAAAAAAAAACAAAAUACAGCAUCAACUAACACUAACUGAGAGGAAAGAAGAAAAUAUAUUUAAA